AUGAAGUCCAUAAGCGAUUCUCUUUUUUCUUCAUUAGAAGAAUUUUAUGAAGUAGGUGCAGAGAAUAGUAGCUUAUGCGACGAGAAAGAGGUCGUGAAACUUCAAACUGAAAUCCUCAAAGGAUCAAAACAGAUUGAAGAUUUUAUAAUGAACUCCAAAUCGACAUCCUCGGAUCAGCAUAUGAAAGCAUUACGCUAUUUGUUCUCUUUAUUUAAAGCAGAACUCUCAAUUUCUUUAUCAAUCAGAAAAUCUCUAACAAUCGAACGCUCUAAAUAUGAUCAUUUAACAGACGAUAUUAAUAAAUUUAUGAAUUUUCUUAGCAGUUUAAGCAAAGAAGAAAUUAACGAUUUUAAUUCAGCGCAUUCUUUAGUAAAAUCAUUAUACAAAAGCGUGAAAACGCAAAAGGAAAUGAAAAAGAUAAUGAAAAACCAAAUUAGCGAGAUCGACAAACUAAAAGAACAAUUAACUACUUCGGAUGCUGCCAUUCAAAUGCAAAUAGCGCAAGAGAAAUCACGUGCUGAUAGACUACAACAAACAAAUGAUAUGCUCAAUCAGAAAUUAUUAACUUUAUCAAAAGAAAAAACUGAAAAAGUUAAAAAAUCAGAGAAUUUUACAAAAGAAAAAGAUAAACUUGUAGGAGAAAUUGCAAGACUUACAUCAGAAAUUACAAUCUUAAAAUCAAAUACGUCAACAGUUGAAAAACAAAAAGAAAAUUUGGAACAAAACUUUACUCAACAAGAAAAUGAGAUUGAAACGCUUAAAACCGAAUUAAAUUCAAUCAAAAAGGACAAAUUAUUACUAAACGAUAAAUUGGCUGAAGCUCAAAUUUCAAUCGAAUCAUUGAACGGCAAAAACUCAAAACAAACAGAAGAAAUUGCUAAACUUACAGAGGAAUUAUCAUCCUUAACAGAUUCUAAUAGAUCUACAGUAAAUGAUUCCAAGAAUUUGAAAUCAGAAUUUGAUCUUAAAAUUCAAUUCUGGAAUACAAAAGAGGAACAAUAUAAAAGUGAGAUAUCAGAUUAUAAAACACAACUGAGUGCCAAACAGGCUGAAAUUAAGACUUUAAAGCAAGAAAAUAACUCAAUUUCACACCAGUUUGAAGAUCAGAAAGCAAUUAUUGAUAAACAGUCCAGAAAAAUUGUUGAUAAUGAGCAAAUGAUCCAAGAUUUAAGACAAAUAAUAAAUGAUCAAAAUUCUAAAAUUGAAGAAAUGAAAGCAUCAAAUGAUGAUCUCAAUCAACAACUAAAGCAGCAAAAGGCCACAGAGUUUAGUGAAGGAGAUUACAAAGAAGUAAUUAAGAAAGCUUAUAAUGAUCAAAAGAAAGCACAAAAGAAACUCAAGGCAAUGCAAAUACAGUAUGAAGAGUUGUUGAGUAAGUCAGCGUCACAAUAUGAAGAAAUCAGAAAAUCUCAUUUCUUGGAAAUUCAAAAAUUAAAAGAUGAAAAUGACAAGAAAUACAGCGAAAUGAAAUCAGAGUAUGAGAAACGCGAAGAAUCCAUAAGGAACUCACUUCAGGAUAAUGUUACAACUCAAAUUGCUCAAAAAGAAUUAAUUGAACGAGAAUUAAAAUAUCAGAUUGAUGAAUUAUACAGUGAAAACAAAGCUCUGAGAGAGCAAGUACGAAAACUAUCAUAUUCCCUUGAAAAGGAAGAAGAAGAACUAGCACAACUCAAAAUGAAUAAUGGAAUUAAGGAAACAAUUAAUUCCGACAGCUAA
Trichomonas vaginalis G3 is the source of this 1716-nucleotide messenger RNA. RefSeq lists its product as uncharacterized. Lineage: Eukaryota; Parabasalia; Trichomonadida; Trichomonadidae. Bases 1 to 1716 code for a protein of 571 amino acids. The transcript has a single exon. The record is from RefSeq and is a predicted model, not a curated record.